GAAUUGUUACUGAGGGACACAGAAUCGUUACUCAGGGACACAGAAUCGUUACUCAGGGACACAGAAUUGUUACUCAGGGACACAGAAUUGUUACUCAGGGACACAGAAUCGUUACUGAGGGACACAGAAUCGUUACUGAGGGACACAGAAUCGUUACUCAGGGACACAGAAUCGUUACUCAGGGGACACAGAAUUGUUACUCAGGGACACAGAAUUGUUACUCAGGGACACAGAAUUGUUACUCGGGGGACACAGAAUCGUUACUCAGGGACACAGAAUUGUUACUCAGGGGACACAGAAUCGUUACAGGGACACAGAAUCGUUACUCGGGGACACAGAAUUGUUACUCAGGGACACAGAAUCGUUACUCGGGGACACAGAAUUGUUACUCAGGGACACAGAAUCAGGAGGCAAUGUUUCAGGAGCGAGCAGACGUGGCAG
Staurois parvus is the source of this 441-nucleotide messenger RNA. Lineage: Eukaryota; Metazoa; Chordata; Amphibia; Anura; Ranidae. The record is from the annotation of a GenBank genome assembly.